Neohortaea acidophila is the source of this 1934-nucleotide messenger RNA. RefSeq names its product putative general amidase. The record is from RefSeq and is a predicted model, not a curated record. NCBI's taxonomy places the organism in Eukaryota, Fungi, Ascomycota, Dothideomycetes, Mycosphaerellales, Teratosphaeriaceae. Bases 218 to 1852 code for a protein of 544 amino acids. The transcript is spliced from 3 exons.
GACCCCUGUCGGUCCACGUGCAGGACUGGGGUCAGGUUGCACUGGAUGGCUCUCAGUUACGAACGAUGAGACGUCCAUGUCUGAACCGAGGUCGGUCUUGGCCAAGCGAUGGUGCAAGACUGCUUACAUCGUUUCAUAGAUCAACGUGAUUGUCCGCAACUUCUUUUCACAUUUCAUUGACGAUAUUGACCGGCUCCAGGUCGACAAUCGCAUCGAAAUGGACAACGGAACGGCAGAAGCUCCCUGGAAGGCCAAAGCUGCCAUCAAACGAGCAGCAGAAGCGGCAAAGAUUCCCCAAGAAUGGCGCCUAGCGCCUGAAUAUCUGACGGGCAACGAGAAAUCAGACGUCUCGGUCGUCGAAAUCCCAUCCAAAUGCGGCAUUCUUUCUCCCGCGGAAAUCGAAAUCACCGAACGAUAUUCUGCAGUGGCUUUGGGAAGAGCAGUGCAGUCCGGCCAAAUCACGGCUUCGGCAGUGGCACUGGCCUUCUGCAAAAGAGCUGCGAUUGCCCAGCAGCUCACCAACUGCCUGACUGAAACCUUUUUCGAAGAUGCUCUGAAGCGAGGUCGAUAUCUGGACGAUUUCCUCGCCGAGCACAAGAGGCCUGUAGGACCUCUGCAUGGCGUCCCGAUCAGUAUAAAGGACAUGAUGAACUACAAGGGUGUGCCGAGCACUCUAGGCCUCAUUUCGUUCUUGGACCACCCGGUGGCAGAUCAGAAUUCACCACUAGUGGACAUCUUGCUGCACCUGGGAGCUAUCCUGUACUGCAAGACGAACAUCCCACAGACCAUGAUGACUGCCGACUCUGACAACAACGUCUUUGGAAGAACACUCAACCCUCACAGACUCAGCUUGACAGCCGGAGGCAGCAGCGGCGGCGAGGGGGCUUUGGUUGCACUGCGCGGCUCCAUCCUAGGCAUCGGGACUGAUAUAGGAGGCUCCAUCCGCAUCCCAGCCUUGUGCUGCGGUACCUACGGUUUCAAACCCAGCGCCCAUCGCAUCCCUUACGGUGGCUUUGCUGCUUGCAGUAGGCGCGGCUCGCCUGGCUUCCCAUCAGUCGCUGGACCGCUGGCCAACUCGUACGAAGACCUGUCGUUUCUCGUGCAGAACGUGAUUGCAUCCAAACCCUGGGAUCUAGAUGCCAGUGCCAUCCCUGUCCCCUGGCGCGCGGAAGUCGCAAACUCUACUCCCGCAAGCCUGAGAAUCGGAUACUUCAUUGAAUAUCCCACUUUCAAAGUGUCGCCUCCGGUCGUGCGGACGCUAGAGGCAGCAGCGAAGAAGCUCGCCGCUGCGGGCGUGACAGUGGUCCCAUUGACCACUUUGCCAUCCAUCACGGAGGCUCACAAGCUCAUCAGCGACACCUUCUCGUUCGACAACACCAAGACUGCGAUAAGACACAUCCAGGCGGGCGGGGAACCUCUCGUCCCCUCUGUCCUCAAAGUCGGUGGCUCGCUGCUACCCAAGCCCGACGGCUACACCGUGAACGACGUUUUCGACCACAACGUGGCGAAAGCCGUUUACAAGUCCGCUUGGAACAAGAUCUUCGUCGAGAAUGCGUUAGAUGUCAUCCUCUGCCCGGGAGCGGGACAUACCGCCCUUCCGCAUGAUGAGUAUGGCGUGCCGCCGUACACGGCUAUCUUUAACUUGCUGGAGUACCCUGGAGUCGUCAUUCCAAUGGGAUUCGCCGAUAGCAGCAUCGACACCGACGAGCUUGCUAGGCCAGACAUUGUUCCACCGUACGACGCAAAAGCCGUCCACGGCGCUCCCACGUCCGUGCAGAUCGUAGCUCGCAACUACCAUGAUGAGGAGCUGGUCGCCGCCGGCCGUGUAAUUAACCAGAUUUUGAAGUCUUGAUUAGACACCUCAAGUAGAUAUGAAUGUAUUUGAAAAGAACAGUGUUGCCUGCGAACAACCCGCUUCUACGUGCAUACCCUCG